Platichthys flesus (European flounder) is the source of this 2981-nucleotide messenger RNA. RefSeq lists its product as uncharacterized. The coding region runs from base 1776 to 2780 and encodes 334 amino acids. The record is from RefSeq and is a predicted model, not a curated record. The transcript is spliced from 4 exons. Gene Ontology annotation, molecular function: oxidoreductase activity. Lineage: Eukaryota; Metazoa; Chordata; Actinopteri; Pleuronectiformes; Pleuronectidae.
CCCCCCGAGUCCGACCGCAGCCGCUCGCCACGAUUCAUGGAAACCACUUCUCUUGUUUCUGUGGAAUCCGGCUCUUUCACAACCAAUUUUGCGGAUCUAAAAAAAAUACCAUUUAGUUAUGAAAACUACUGUUGCUCUUUUGAUUUAGUGUCUCUGCAUCGCCACAUGUUACUUUAACCACUCCUACAUUUAUCUAUGUUUGUUUGUGCUGUUAACUUACAGAUCUGAGCCGACACAGUAACACUUGUUGCAGGAGGAGAAUGUUUUCACUUUGUUUGUUGUUGAGCAGGAUUCAGCACAAACCUCUGGAAAGAUCAACAUGGAAACAGGAGGCGUCAGGAAACCAGACUUUACAUUUUCACGAGGAUCCAGAAAAUCAGUUUCACUUCCUCUGCAGCGUUUCCUGCAGAAUCCGGUCUGUGGCUGGAGCUGGGCCGGACGUCGCUCUCAAGCACAAACCGAUUGGGAGUGACAGGUACACAGACUCCAGAACAGAACUGCACUGAAAACACUCAGAGGAGGCAGAGACUCUGGAGUCUGACUGACUGCGUGGACGGUAAAAAUGUUGUGGACGGACGGAGCAAAACACAGAGUUAUAGAUCUAUGUAAAUAAUCUUUUGGAUCAUUAUGAAACUGUGGCAGGACACAUUAGAAUAAUGCAGCUGCCUCAAUCGAGACAGUUCAUGUUAAGAUUAAAUCAAACACAGAAAUAUAGAUAGCUUUAUCAAAUAAGUCAUCAGACCAGUGCUUCCAUUACUUUCUCUCUUGCUGGUGUUCCAGUGAAACGAGCCGUGAUAACACGUAAUCAGUUCCGAGAAGUGAAAACCAUGAAAGUUGUAUCAUCAAACUUUUGGGAAAUAAUUUACUGGGAUAACCAAGAGAUAAAUACAGGUCAAAUUUCUUAUCCAAGAGGCUUCUUCAGCUGAUGCUGGGAGUCACUGGGAGUCACUGGUUGUCAUUCACCCAGUGAGUCAUGUGUCCUGAGGUGUGAAUUGUAGUAAACUUCCUGGGGAUAGGAGGUCUUUAACCUCCUCCUCCAGUCAGAGAUGGUUUCUCUAGUUUGAAGUAGCCAUGGCCUCCUGACCUGAACACUGGGGGAAACUGGUACAGCCCAGUAAAACCAGUUCCCCAGGUCAGGACUCAGCAGUCAGGAGACAAUGAUGUCCACAUGUUGAGCAGGGACAACAGGUGGUUUGAAAGAAGAGUCCCUCAGGACACAUGGCUCACAGGGGGAGAGUGUUUUCAAUGACUCCUAACGACCCUGCUUGGAAAGUUCCACCAGAAAUCCCAAGUAUAAAAUGUGCCAGACAACAUGUCCCUUUGUUGAGUCGUGGGACAGACGUGGGGACGAAUGAGAACUAAAGAAGGUUGGUUUACAGGCUUACAGGCUCUGUAACGAGUGAAUGAGAAGAAACUCUGUAAACAUUUUCAAAUAUCAAGCGUUAUCCCUUAAAAAUUAAGUUUAUAUGAAAAGGUUGUAAUCCUCAUAAAGCCGUGUGACUUUAUCUGAGUUCACUUUGGGUUUUCCCAACAAAAUCAUUUGUCCGUCCUCAGCAAACCUGUCCACCUAACACUUAAACCCCACUGUGGUUCCCGGGUUGUCUUUUAAAGUCACAUGAGAACCUGAACAAAUUGGCUCAAACACACACCAGCACAUCUCAAACCACACAGCCAUCGCAAUCGAUUGUUGCAGUCUGGUGAAUGAGUAUAUGUAGUGAGCUCUGCAGCUGAUCACACAGUCCUCAGACACGGUGGUUCACAGACGCGUCGGCAGCAUGAACACGCUCCUCAUCGGCCAGGUCAUCGGCAUCAUCCCCAUCUCUGCCCUCCUGCUCUUCCUCCUGGCCAAGCUGGUUUCUCGCCACCGCCUCGGCCCCAUGCAGGACGGCCGCGGCCACGCUGUGCUGAUCACGGGCUGCGACAGCGGCUUCGGACACACGCUGGCUCGGUGCCUCGACCACAAAGGGUUUGUGGUGUUCGCCGGGUGCUUGUAUCCGGAGGGAAUCGGGGCCCAGAAUCUGUCCAGGCAGACGUCCAGCCGUGUGACCAUCCUCAAGCUGGACGUCACCAAGGACGAAGACGUGAAGCAGGCCAAGAAGAUGGUCCAGGAGAACCUGCCGGAGAAGGGUCUGUGGGCCGUCGUGAACAACGCUGGGAUCACCGACUGGUCCGAGAUCGAGUGGAGCACGUUUCAAGAUUUCCACAACAUGGUGGACAUCAACCUGUUUGGCUGCAUCAGGACGUCCAUCGCAUUCCUGCCUCUGGUCCGAGCUGCUAAAGGUCGGAUGGUUUAUGUGUCGAGCAUCUUCUCCUUCUUCAACUGCCCCAACAUGGGAGCGUACAGCGUGUCCAAGAGGGGCCUGGAGGCCUUCGCCGACUGCUUGAGGGUCGAGAUGGCCAGUUUUGGUGUGAAGGUCAGCAUCAUCCAGCCGGGGAAUUUCGGCCAAGCCACCAACAUCAUCCGGAUGAAGUCGGGCCUGGACAUCUGGGAGAAGCUGGACGACGAGCGCAAGCAGACCUUCAACCGGCAGUACAUCGAGCUGGCCAGCGAGUACUUCAUCUCCACGUGCAAGGGGGGGUUCAAGGACACCAGGCUGGUCAUCAACGCCAUGAUGCACGCGGUCAUGUCCGGGCAGCCCAAGUACAGAUACCUGCUGGUCUCAGUGCUGGACCGGUUCUUCUUCCAGCUGCACCCGCUCCUGCCCACGGUCUUUACUGAUGCUGUGUUUUCUCUCAGCUCCAUGUACGGGAAAAGAAAAGAGAUGCUUUACGCCAAGUAGGACAAACACGGGUCGCUCGUGGGAGAUGCUUUGUUUGGGUCGUGAAUCCUUCUGUUGUGUGUAUUAUUAUUGUUAUUGUUGUUUGAGCGUUACAGAUGUUGCUGUAUAUUUUUAUUAUUUGUCUUGUUUGCGUUCUACUUUUCCCUACAUUUCCUAUACAAGAAAAAAAGAGAGUAUCUUUAUCACUGAGUUGAAAUGAGU